GUACCUCGCAUCCUUUGCACCCACACUCCCCACAAGCAGGUGGUGGUAAUACACCCAACUGCCAAAAGGAAGAGGAGGAGAAGAAGCAGCCACGCCCUUUGAUGCCACCUGGAAAGGUCUUUAUCCCUACCAUGACCUCACACAUCACUGAUUAAAAGCAUGAUGGUAAAACUUGGACUUUGAGUGGCUGCAAAUGAAAUGAACCUGUGCAGGUCUCUGUCAAUGAUGUUGAUGUCUGUGGAGGCCGAUCCAUGACUGAUCACUGUCACGCUGAUGCUUCCCAGCUGGCCACACUGCACACAAUGCUGAGAUAUGCUUUUAGGAAUCACUUGUUCAAUUCAAUUCAAAGAAUUGAGAGACAAAAACCAACAAUUAAAUGACUCUAAGCACUAUGUGGUAAUGAGAAAUUAAAACAGGAAGAAACCUCUGGCAGAACCAGGCUCAUGGAAGGGCAGCGAUCUGCCUCAACCGGUUGGGGGAUAAGGGAGAAGAAAGCGAAGGGAGAGCCAGUCUUUUAAACCUUUCAGACGCUUGAGCCCCUCCCAAUGGAAGCCAGAGGAAAGUUUGACUUUACAGCAGUAACAGAUGACGAGCUGGGCUUCAAACAGGGCGACCUAGUCAAGGGUUCUCCAUUAGCUAGUAGUACCUACUCAGCCAGGGUUCCAAGUGAGAUUAUACAUUAUGACAACAUCUGGUGUAAAGCAGAGAUGAAUGGAGAGGAGGGUCUUGUGCCACGUAACUUCCUCGACAUUCAUUUUCCAAGUCAUGAGCACAGGACCUGUUUCUGCAGAUGGUUUCGGGAGGAUGCCACUCGUGGAGAUGCAGUGGAGUUCCUGAUGAACAAACAUGUGGGAGAGUUUGUGAUCCGAGGGUGUCGGACCAGCCCAGGAAACUUCUGCAUUUCUGUCAAGUAUGAGCAGGGCAUGAUGCAUUACAGAUUGCUGAGGGACAAGAGAGGUCAUUACUUCCUGUGGAGGGAAAAAUUCACCUCUCUGAACAAACUGGUGGACUUCUACAAAACCAACUCCAUCUCCAAAAGCAGGAUAAUCUACCUCAACAUCAAUGGGAUCCUGGACCAAGGCGGCCCCUCCGAUGCUCAGCCAACUACGUCUUGUUUUCAAGUGAUGGCGGUGUGCGACUUCCCUGCUAUACAAGACGACGAACUUGGUUUCAACGCAGGAGACGUCAUUGAGGUGCUGGAUAUGUCUCAUCCUUUUUGGUGGAAAGGGAAGCUGAAAGGAAUUAUUGGACUAUUUCCUGUAAAUGCCACAAGACCGCUGUGAGGAAAUCCGCAACUGAUGCUGUUACUACACCUGCUUACGUUCGGACUCGGCCUGCAGGUGCACCUGCCCUCGAUUAAGAGUUUCUAAACCUUAAUGAGAAGCUGGCUUUUAGAUAACGCUGCACAUCAGCCUUCAACCAGAGGAGUGAGUCAGUACAGCUUUUUAUCUAAAGGAGCAGAAUAACGAUGAAUGUCUGCUCAUGUUUUAACACAUGGAUGUAUGCCCUACACACACAUUUUUUUUACCUUUUUAAAUAAAAAAAAUUUAUGACCAAGAUUAAA
Molecule: messenger RNA, 1564 nt
Organism: Oreochromis niloticus (Nile tilapia)
Lineage: Eukaryota; Metazoa; Chordata; Actinopteri; Cichliformes; Cichlidae
Product: GRB2-related adaptor protein 2
Exons: 10
Coding region: 546-1283 (245 amino acids)
Molecular function (GO): protein binding
Source: RefSeq, a predicted model, not a curated record